Topomyia yanbarensis is the source of this 873-nucleotide messenger RNA. RefSeq lists its product as uncharacterized. Lineage: Eukaryota; Metazoa; Arthropoda; Insecta; Diptera; Culicidae. The record is from RefSeq and is a predicted model, not a curated record. The transcript is spliced from 5 exons. The coding region runs from base 1 to 873 and encodes 290 amino acids.
AUGAAUCGACCGAUUCGGGAAUUAAGUCAGAUUGACUCUGAUUCAUUAUGUACCGGAAAUGAGUCCUCAAAAAUACUGGACGAACUUGAGCUGCUAGAUGUAAGCCAGAGCACGCCAUCAGUGUCGUCGAAUGGCGAGGCGGAACUAGCGACUGCUAGUGUUUCAGCUAGUUUUAAUGACGGGAUCGGAACGAACGAAACCGAGCGUAGACAGGAAAAACAAAACAACGAGGAACACCCACCAUAUUCAUCUGAUACUGUGUUUUCUCCAAGCAUUUUAGCAGCGCUCUUGAAAAAUUCAGAGGAAGGGAAAGAUAUUUUGCGUAGAUCAACACUUGGCGAACUGAGCGAGGCCAAACAACUGGCAUUAGCUGGUAUUAUCGCAAAAUAUCAUCUGGCGACUAAGGAUCAACUUCGCGUGGAUGAUUUGGAGAGAUAUGCUUUGGCUAUAACCACAAUCUUUAAAUCGGAACGCAAGGAGAGUUAUUACAUUCCCCGAGGUGGAGACCGUCGUAAUCACGGCGGUAAAAUAAUAAAUAAAAUUGGAAAUUUAAAACAAAAGAAGAGAAAAAGCGACGCAAAGGAAGAACAUUUGAAAAAACUCAAAUCAGGCGAGUCAACAUGCGAUGCACCCUCCGACAGCAAACAAUCGAUUGAAGCAUAUGAAUGGUUAGCUUUGAAUGAUACGCCGUGGUCUACAGUACUUGACAAAUGGUCAAUAAGUUUUGAUUCGCGUAAAACGAUACUAGGAGACAAAAAGCUCGUCAAAAAAGCCUUAAGAUUGUAUGGGCAUUACAAAAAUUCGAAUGGUUUUCAGUUGAUUGAUAUUGAUUUUCGACUACUCACAUUGGAACUAGUGGAUUGCAAGUAUUAG